AUUCGGUACGGCUGGUUGUGUCGUGUUAUCUCGAAGCCGUUUUAUACGCGAAGGUGAAAUAAACAGAAACUGAAAUUAGGCCAUGGCGGUCACUAUUCAUUUCAAAACUAUACACCACCCCUAAAAAUUGACAGUGUUUAAUUUUGACGGUCGUAAACCAUGGAGAUCGUCGACGUUGAAGAAUGCCAACCCGACCCCGGGGCAGCCACAAGAAAGAAAAGUUUAUGGGCUAAAAUUAACAAUAGGACGACUUACAGUUAUUUAUUUAACAUAGUUAUAUCGGUAUUAUUGCUCACGUGUUUAGUGUUGGUGUUGUACUUCUUCAAGGAGUAUUUGAAGACAAUAUUGUUCUGGGUGGACGCGCAGGAUCCGUGGAUCAUAUUUUUGUUAUUUAUGGGAUUGUUUUUGGUGGUGAGCUUCCCAGUGACGAUCGGAUACUUGGUGUUGAUAAUAACUAGUGGUUAUUUGUUCGGUAUAGUGAAGGGUUUGGGUACUGUCUUAGUGAGUGCGAACUUCGGUGUGGCUGUGGCGCACUUUACACUGAAAGCGCUGCGGAGUUACCUCCCGCUGGACCGGCUGCUGCGGAACGAGACGGCGCGGGCGCUGCUAAAAGUCAUCUCAGGACCACAGGCCUUCAAGAUUGUGUUCUUUGCACGACUCACACCAAUACCUUUUGGUCUGCAGAACACUAUAUUUGCUGUGAGUGACGUGCGUGGGUGCGGAUACCACCUGGCGACGAUGCUGGGCCUGCUGCCGGCGCAGGUGAUCAAUGUGUACCUCGGCUCCACGCUGCGCUCUAUGCACGACGUGUUCCACGAGUCGCAUCUCACUGGAUACGUCGUGUUCGCGUUUCAGAUACUUAUCGGCAUCACACUUAUGGUGUGGGUGGUGCAGAAGGCCCGCAAGGAGCUGACUAUAGCGAUCAUGGCGGCGGAGCUCGGCCGCGAGACGAUAUCCACAUCCAGCAGCUCGUCCAUCAGCUAGCCCACGGCCAGGGCGUCCACCGACCUGGACAGCGACGAACACUCCAGCUAGGGCUGGCCCUUGGACGGGUGGAUCCGCAGCACGGCCGCCCGCGAGCAUGAGACAUACGUUUAGGGUUGCCACGCGCCACCCAGUGAUAUUAGUAGCCAUUGUACCUCCGUGAGGGUUAAGUACAGGUUUGUAUCGAAUCUCCAGUGUUAUGCAACGUUCUGGCUGUGUUAGAUGGGGGUCGUGCGGGGGCGAAAUACGUCGAUUCCCACGACUGUUAGCUGAACCGCUAAUCUAAUUUACUCUUGCCGGAGCGUGACCUAUGCACUCCCGAGCCGGGAGUUUCAAAUAACAUACUGGUAUUCAUAAUGACCAAUGUUAUAAUUUUAUAUAUUUUUAAGACAUCAGAUGUUUUGACACUCGCCGAAACGGGAUUAUUUGUAGUAAUGGCAAUCAAGUUAUUAACCAAUUGGCAAGCGUUAAACGGGUCAAGGUCGUUCCGUUGUGGGCACCGCUGACCCCGUGACCCCCGACUGAAACCGCGCCUGAUUUAUACAGAUGUAUUAGUUACAGGAAAUACGAUGUAUAUAUGUGAUAUAUAAAUGUAUCGUAUGUCCGUAUACUGUUGGAAUUAUGUGCGCGUUGUAUCAAAUGUUCUAAAAUAUCAGUGUUUGUAGAAAUAUUUGUUCACGAAAAUAUAUUUUCCUAUGUUGUUAUUUGUUAGGACUAAAAUACGUGAAUUGAUUUCGUGAAUCCGUAUUACGAAUGCUUUGACGUAUAUAAACGUUGCGAUACAAUCGCGCCUUAAGUACUAGUUUUGUGACAGUUAAAAUAAACCUUAUUAAAACAGCAUUUCUCUGACAGCUUCUUAAAGCAAUAACCAAUUCACUAAGGACAUCCGUACAUUUAUAAAGUGUUUAUUUUGAAACUGAUUUUUUUCCUGAUGUCACAAACUUUCUAGUCAAAUUCUGAUUUUCCGUUUCCUUUUUGCGUUUGUUACUGUAUGCACGCGGGAAAAGACGUGUCGUUAAUGUUCAAUUUAUGACGGGACUAGAUUAUAUGCAAAUAUAAAAAAACUUAUAAAUUGAAGCUAAGCAUUUACAAUUUUUUCUUAAAGAUUAUUUUGACUCAAACAAUACAUAAAACUAAUCUAAAUAGCUUGUCCCAAUACUUUAUAUUUAAAUUGGGAUGGAAUAGGUAAUUAUCAGAAAAAAGACGCUAAAACACGUCACAACUAACGACAAAUUCUACACAUAGCGUGUUAUCACGUCGCCUAGGAACAGUUAAUUGUCGUAAAAUUAAUUGAAUUUGUUAAUUAAACAGCACGCUUACUGCUCCAUAAUAGCUUUGAUAACAAUAUUUCUGUACUUUGUUAUAAAUAUUAAUGGUUUAUUGAUGUAUUUUUUUAUUUAUUAUUAACUCAAUUGUUAAGAUUAAAGCCUGCCUAGCGGCAUAUACCUAGGGUCCAGGACUUUAGGAGAAAAUCUGGACAACAGAUAACUCUAGUAAAUAAACUGAUCCAUUACCGAUAUUUUCCCUUAUACCCUCUCAAUAAAUAAUAAUAAUAUGUAUGAAAUAUGUUCUAAUUUGGAAAUACAACAUAAUGCACAGGAAUUUAUAAUAUCUCAGACCCAACUCGCCAUUUUCAUAAAGUUUUAAACUAGGAAACAAAGCUAGCUGCCAGCAUUAGUUGGUAGUGUUCUACAUAUUGUUUUGUCACUCUGUAACCUACAUUGAAAAAAAAACACAUUUCAAACAGCAUUUCUUUUUUGUUUUAAUAUAAAAUAUGUUUCUCUGUACAAUCUAGUCUAUCAUGUUCCAAAUACCUGUUCUGAAUUCUUCCCGUUUGCAUACAGAUUCCAAUACGCAUUACAAUAACCUUAACAUACAAAUACAACGGACGCCGUUUGUUUUGUUUUUCUUUGUAGAACAUGUUUUUUUCGCGUUCAAACGGUUUUGGACGAAAUCCAAAUAUAAUUUCGUCCGGUACAUUAAAACGUAAACAGGGUGACUUGAGAAAUGGGUCGCGUUAAACCGAACAAGUCCGGUGUCAUUGCAUUUUAUUGACUGAACGUGUAUAUACGUCGACUAACGUACUCGCCUAAGUUUGAACAAAUAUGUCACCAGAUAAAAAGGAUUAACGAAAAUAUGUCGCCAAUGUUAUCACAAUUUAAAUUAUUAAUUAGUUUAUGUUAAUAAACGAAUACUUGAGUCACCCUGAACCGUUAAUAUCUGCCACUUGGUUUAUCACUUAAUUAUAUUAUCAGCUAAUAAUCAAUCGAUAAGCCGCGGUACGCAGGUUAGCUAUGUGCGUUGUACGUUUAUGGAACCAAAUAAAUAGCGCACUUAUAAGUGCCACUUAAGUCUUAGUUUCGGUUGCUGCUCAUUAUACGUCGGCUACACAUAUAAUGAUUUAAUUGUGUGACAAUUAUAUUUAUUUUUCUGGUAAACGUACCAGGACGUUAAAAUUAAGGCUGGUGAUUCUUAUUAAGGUUAUUAAAGUUUUUUAAUGUAAUAAAUAAUGUGAUAGUGAAGUUAAUGAGCCGUAAAUGUUCCCAGCUGGCUAGAAUUACCACAUAAGCAACAUUGACAAUCCAAAUACAAGUGUAAAAAUAUAAUAUGUGUACAUAAACUGUAGAUUUUUCAAUAACGAAUCCAAAAUGUGAACAUAUUUAUUUUUCAAGAUGAAAUAUUCCGCAUAUUUUGAAAUAAUUAUAAAUAAUACUUUGGAUAUUUGUAUGGUAGAAGUCUAGUAUUAUGAUGUUGCCAAAAACGAGUCGCGUGCCUCAGAGUUUUACAUAUAUUUUUUGAUUCACUAUUAGCAAACCAAAAAAACAAUUUCGUACGACAAAACAAAACGUGUUCAGUUUUUAGCCAACCAUUCACAGAACUACAGUUUACCCCAGUUACAACUUUUUUUAUCAACAUUAGUUUUGUAACUUAAAUUUGUCCAGUUAAGUCCUAAAGGCUAUCUCGCACACACAAAAUCACGCAUUUAUCCCCGAAGUGGUAUGCAGCGGCGCAACCAAGGCACCCACUUUUCGCCAAGUGUGUUCCGUCCCAUGAUGUGAUAGAGGGCGAUGUGAUAAAGGCUAUCUCAAAUUAAAAACAAUGGCGGAUAUAAUAUGAAUCGAGUAUGAUAUUUGACGUCAGCAGCCGUGUCGGCUCGUCACGGCAAUGAUUGCAGAAUGCGGCCAUCUCGCACGAGUUACUAAUCAAUUCAUCUCGCUUUUGUAUCAUAAGAAUGUUAUUGUCAAUUGCCCUUGCAUGUGUGAAUGCAAAAAAUAAGUCAUUAUAGCAUCCAUUAUAGCCAUUUUUCACAAAAUGAUUUAGUUUCAAUUAUGAUUGAAAACAUGACCCUUUAUUUUUUGGAUAAUCACUAAGGCUGGUCUGUAAAUCAUGUUGAUCGAAGAAUAUUUUUACAUAGUAAUUCAUUUUUGAUGACGUAUUAAGUAUCAAAAUUAACAACUGUCAAUACAAUAGGUAACCAAAGUUAGCGAAAGUAUGAUAAAGGCUUGUGCAAAGAGUUGGCGUCUACUUCGCGGAGAUAUUCGCGUGACUGUCUCAUUGUCGUGUAGUUUAUGAUUGCUAUUUAAAACUAGGGCUAUUUUAACACAUAUGGCUUGUUAAAUAAUAUCUUAUUUUUAUAACCAAAUUGUUUAAAAGUAGUCUAUCUACUGUUUCGAUAUAUGAACAGCUGAACAAAUAUGUAUAGAUGUUAUGUUUAAUAAAAUUGUAAUGAAGUACAGAAUAUAAAAUAUAACGCGGGAAAGGUAUAUGAUGCCAAUAAAUUCCACUCGGACGGACCAGCACUCCUAGCAAUAGUAAAUAUUUAUUUUAUACAUAAUUUUCUUUAAAUUGUAUAUUGCACAAAACAUAAUAACUAUAUUGAAAGAAUUAUUAAACAGUGAAAUACAAAGUAAGCAAAGCUUCAAGGCGAGAUGCGGCAAAAAUAUAGUGCUUAUAAUAAAAAAA
Manduca sexta (tobacco hornworm) is the source of this 4947-nucleotide messenger RNA. Its product is annotated as transmembrane protein 64. The transcript has 3 exons. Lineage: Eukaryota; Metazoa; Arthropoda; Insecta; Lepidoptera; Sphingidae. Bases 160 to 984 code for a protein of 274 amino acids. The record is from RefSeq and is a predicted model, not a curated record.